Molecule: messenger RNA, 1218 nt
Organism: Centropristis striata (black sea bass)
Lineage: Eukaryota; Metazoa; Chordata; Actinopteri; Perciformes; Serranidae
Exons: 2
Coding region: 40-1194 (384 amino acids)
Source: RefSeq, a predicted model, not a curated record
GGCAACACUGAUUCCUCGAUAGUCAUAUUGCUGUCCAACAUGUGCCACGAAGUGGUGGAGACCGUCUGCAACAUGGUCCUGGAUGAUGUGACACCUGUGGUGUAUACCAGGUCUAUCUGCAAGCCCAUCAACUUUUCUGUCUCAAUGGAUGGGAUUGAAGCUCCACAGAGGGAGCCAAACUAUGACGCAGUGACAGAGGAGGACAUCCAAGCCAGCCUUGGCCACUCGCUGCACCAAUGUCUUGGAGAAGCAUUCGGAGUCAUGGAAGAGAUGUCUGAGGACUCGGAGCAACUGCUGCAGCUGGUUGCACAAGAGGUGGCCAAAAAGGUCAAUCGGACGCUGGCUUUCAUCAGCCGGUCAACCUCUUCCAACCAAUCGGAGGAAACUUUUGAGUGUGAAACACCAGAGUCUCCGACCCAGGACAUGGUUAACCAUGUCUUCAAAAUACUGCAGAGGUGCCUUGAGAAGAAGUUCCUUGAGUUCCCUGACAGAGGAGCUCCAGGCGAAGUUUUAUCUCUGUCACCCACUCCAGAUAAGGACUACACUGAGGAGAGCAGCAUGAAGGCUGCAGAAGACUCUCUAUCUCUAUCAGAGCAGCAGAGUAUAGACCUCACCAUUGUGAGAUCACUGUCUCCCACCAGUGUGAAACAAGAGUUCUUGCUGGGUGAGACAACGUUUUUAGCCGUCUUCCUUGGCAAACUGCUGGACCACAUCGCCCACUCCACUAAGACAUCAGUGUUGGAGAUGGACUUUGAUGGGAUUUUAAAGAAUCUGAAAAAGAUUUUGGGAGAAACUAGUUUCCCUCCCCCACAGACUGUUGGAAACCUCCACCUAACCAUCUUCAAGAAGCUUUGUGUGGAGUUUGGCUCUGCCAAGCUGCUGCAGACUGCUAUUGUGUCUAAAGGUUUGGUGAUUGAGGAGGUGGUUGCCAUGGAGCUAAAAAGGCAGCUGCAGAAGGCUACAUGCCCCAGCUUUGCUACCAAAGUGAGGAGGUUUUUCAAAAGAAGUAGCAACAAGGUAAGUCCAGCCAGUAGAGUGGACACAUCAGUGUCCCACAGUGAAGUGAUACAGCUGGAGAAUGGACCGACACCUCUGCCUCAGAGGAAACAGAAGCCUGCCAUCAUCAGGAUGUUUUGUGCCAUGGCCAGGAUUCUCAGGAAGCCCUUUGCCUCCUGCUACAGCAGCAGGUCAUAGGAAGAGUUCCUCCAACAUUUAAUA